UAAGAAUGAUAAAAUGUAUCUGUAGCAUCACAGAUUUGUGAGGAUGGGUUGUUAUAGAAACUGAGUAACUUGUUGCAGGGUUUUAUUUGAUUCACACUAAUGGCACAAUCUAAGACUACAAGUGUUUCAUUAGCCUUUAAAAAGUCAUAAACACAGUGUAUAGCUCUUUAAUUUAUGUUUACAAAUGUUUAAGAGUUUAUGGCUAGGAAUGAAUUACCAAUAAAUCUAAAUUUGAUUUAUUGUGUUUAAUGAUUGAUUGGUACCAAGAUGAAGCUGCAAGUUUGUUUGUCUGAGUGGUGAUGGUCUAUACGUGUUUGAUCAUUGAGUUUUAGAGUUUGUUCUGGUUUUUAUGUAAAAUUGUGUUUUUUGUUAUUUUCUGUGACUAAAGAUAAGUUUAUUUAUUUAAUCUCUUAAUUCCCGUUCUUGUUGUAUAAUCACAUCUAGCAUAGCAUUAAUAUUGUUAAUUAAAUAUAUUCAAGAAAAACAAACAGUCACAAACCUGGGUUAUUGUAUUGUUGGUAUUUCAGUGUUCCCUCUAAACAUUGCUUUGGACUUUUGUGAUUUUUACAAGAUACAUUAUUAUAGCUUUUUGCUUUGUUUUUUUUCUUCACAGCCCAUACCAUGGAGCUUCCAGCGGAUGGAUCCCCGAUGUUGGAGGGACUUCCAGAUAAUGGUAAGGAAGACGGUAAGUUGUGUUUAAAUGGAGCGAACAUGGUUUCUGAAGACCAUGGAGAGGAGUUGAGGUAUAGUUCACCUCCACAGUCUGAGGACUGUUCUACCAGCACCACCGGUAGCUCUUCUUCUAGCUCCACUGGUAGCUCUUCUUCUAGCUCCACUGGUAGCUCUUCUUCUAGCUCCACUGGUAGCUCUUCUUCUAGCUCCACUGGUAGCUCUUCUACCAGCUCCAGUGAAGAUGAGGUAGGUAAUGGAGACCAGGACUUUAGAUCCCGAUUUCGGGUUGUCCAGGUCGUUCAACCAAACAUUAAAUUCCUGUGGGGCAUCGGCGUGCUUGAACAGGCAUUGGAACGUCUGAAAUCCACAGUUGAUCAGCUGGGCUCCGGUGACAGUAGCCCAGUGGUCCUUGCCAAUGUUGCGUUGCAGCUGCCUGAGAUUCUUCCCCGUAAUUUCAAAUAUAUACAAGACAUUGGGGUGGCUCAGAAGCCCCAAGAAGACAUGGCUCCUUGUACUUCUCUUGAAUUUCCAUCUGGACUUGACAAACAGGAAGAGCCCAUUUUGCGUCCAGAGAAGUCCAGUCCUAUUGGUACCUUGCAACAUCCUCAGGUUGGUUUGGAAGAGGACAGGGCUUCUUUGACUUUCAGCCCCACCGAGAGAACAACGAAGAAGGUGGAGGCUGUGAAGGAUGACGACCCACCAUCACAACCUAGUCAUCAGGUAGGUUUGAAAGAGGACGCGGCUCAUGUGACAUCUGUGACUGGUAUAAACGGGAAGAGGAGAAAGAACAGUGAUGAUGAAGAGCAGCCCCCAGCCAAGAGGUCUAGGCAGACAGUUACUGAAUUGGAGCUUGCCAUCAAGUCUAUUGUCCAGUCCUUCCCCUCCCAAGAGAUGGAAUAUGAAGAUCCCGUUGUGUUACCACCUGUCCUCUGUCUCUCACCUUUGAUGUCGUGUGAGGAUCUUGGACUGUCAUCCCCUAUCCUCAGUCCCUCCUGUAAAAGUCCUGUUUUCUCAUCCCCCGUCCUCAGUCCCUCAACAUUGACUCACUGUGAAGAUCCCAUUUUGUCACCCAGUGUUUUCGGUCUCCUACCAUGGAUGCCAUGUGAGGAUCCCAUUCUGUCUCCCCUUGUCAGUCCAUCAUCAACACACUUUCCAGAUUCAAAUUGUUUGUCCCCUGACUUCCGUUUCGGGAUGGAUACUGAAGAGGAAGCAGAAGAGGAAGCAAUACCUUCAACCUCUAGUGGAAUUACAGCAAGAGAGAGUUCCAGACACGUGUGGUUUAGACCUCACUACGACUUGUCAGGUGACUCUGAUUAGAUUGGGAUCCGUAAAAACUGAAGACCUGUUUGGGAAGUCACUUUAGGACGUCAUCAUUCCUCUCAUGUUUUUUAUUAAAGUCAAUGGGUUUAAUAGCCUGAGGAAGCCUUAGGUAGCGUCUUGCACUGGGGCUUUUCUUCAUCUUUGUGUUUUCCUCUCAGCUCCCCCAUGUUUCAGGGUGUAAUAGUGGUGCUUCCCAACACGCUGCUCUCCAAUAUAGUAAAUUAUUCUGUCCUGUUCCUCUACUAAUCCAGUCUCCCAGUUUUUAAUCUUUCAGGUUUUAGCUGCUCAUCGCUGGAUCCUUUCAUCGUUGUCCAUGUGGUUCCUGCCUUCUGGAUCCCUUGUUUUUCACACUGCUUGUUGGAUCUCCUCAUCCUGUUAACCUCCACCUUCAACACCACCAGUCAGACGGAGGAAGAUAAGAGAACCCAGUUAACA
This is a messenger RNA of Gambusia affinis (western mosquitofish), 2427 nucleotides long. Its product is annotated as nucleosome assembly protein 1-like 3. The coding region runs from base 622 to 1989 and encodes 455 amino acids. The record is from RefSeq and is a predicted model, not a curated record. The transcript has 2 exons. Lineage: Eukaryota; Metazoa; Chordata; Actinopteri; Cyprinodontiformes; Poeciliidae.